This is a messenger RNA of Humulus lupulus (European hop), 909 nucleotides long. RefSeq names its product calcium-dependent protein kinase 1-like. Gene Ontology annotation, biological process: L-tryptophan biosynthetic process. Bases 1 to 909 code for a protein of 302 amino acids. The transcript has 6 exons. Gene Ontology annotation, molecular function: carboxy-lyase activity; anthranilate phosphoribosyltransferase activity; pyridoxal phosphate binding. Gene Ontology annotation, cellular component: cytosol. The record is from RefSeq and is a predicted model, not a curated record. NCBI's taxonomy places the organism in Eukaryota, Viridiplantae, Streptophyta, Magnoliopsida, Rosales, Cannabaceae.
AUGUGGUUCCAUGUGGAUGCUGCAUAUGCUGGAAGUGCUUGUAUAUGUCCAGAAUAUUGCCACUACAAUGAUGGUGUUGAAGAAGCUGACUCAUUUAACAUGAAUGCACAUAAAUGGCUUCUGACAAACUUUGAUUGUUCUUCACUCUGGAUCAAGGCACAACAUUCUGUUUGCACUGAUGGCCUUUUGUUUAUAUGUCUCGCAGGCCAUCCCUGGGUUCAAGUUGGUGGUGUGGCUCCUGACAAGCCUCUCGAUUCUGCAAUAUUAGGUCGAUUAAAGCAAUUCUCUGCAAUGAACAAGCUCAAGAAAAUGGCUAUUAGAACUGUGGGGCUUGCGAGGGCAAUGAUCACGCAUAGUUUAGAAGUAGAGGGCUUACUUGAUGCAGUGGACAUUGUUGGAACAAGUGGUGAUGGAGCAAACACAGUUAACAUUUCGACUGGAGCUUCAAUACUUCCUGCAGCUUGUGGUACCAAAGUUGCAAAGCAAGGAAAUCAUUCAAGUUCUUCAGCAUGUGGAAGUACCGAUGUAUUAGAAGAGUUGAGGAUAGUUAUCCACCUGGAACCUGAGGUUGAUGUUGUAGAUGUAGAUAACAGUGGAACAAUUGAUUAUGGAGAGUUUGUAGCAGCCACUUUGCAUUUAAACAAAAUUGAGACAGAAGGUCAUUUGUUCGCGGCAUUUUCCUACUUUGAUAAAGAUGGAAGUGGCUACAUUACUCAAGACGAGUUUCAACAUGCUUGCGAGGAGUUUGAUGUAGAGGACAUCCGGCUAGAAGAAAUGAUGCAAGAAGUUGAUCAGGAUAAUAAGUGUUUGCACAUUAGUAACAAGGUUUUAGUUGCUGGCAUAGUUUGGUGGCCAUAUAUUUUCCCAAUGUCCCCAUUGAAGGGCCUUAAAAACAGAAAGAGGUCUUAG